AUGGCACCAGAAACUGUGUGCAGAAACGCUGCAAUACGGAAACAUGCUUUGUGUGCUGCCAAAGCUGUUAACACACAGACACAAAGGACGCAACAAAGUCACCAAAAUUCACCAAAACCAUAUCUUACUGAGAACACAGAUGGAUAUGGAUUUGGUCUGGCGGUUGGCGACAAAAUCGCGACAAAUAACAACCAAAUUGCUGAAUAUAUUGGUGGUAGGUUGGAUAAAAUAAACGACCAUAUAGUACAACUGUCGGAGAUUGAGAACUAUGACCUGAGAUGUAUGUCGAAAACAUCUAUUAGUGUCAAUCGUCGCUAUAUUCGACGCACAGAGUACCGCAAGCGUAUGUUGUGGAUUGCAAUGCAUCUUCAUUUGGAACUUUGCCAUGUGGCUCGCAAUAUUAACGCUUUAAACGGAGUGAGAAUGACAAUACAGAUGGCAUCUUAUUUUGUUACGUUUACGAAAUAUGUUUUCUUACAAUAUCAUGUACUGGUAUGUUUGAGCCACGAGACUGGAUUAAUAAAAUGGUACUUUCUAAUUUCUAGCAUUUUAUGGACCAUCUUGCUUUUAAUUAAACUCCUAACCAUAAAUCACAUCUGUGAAAGUGUUAGUGCCAAGGCAGAAAGAACCAAAAUUGUAAUUCAUAAAUUGACAAAUCUUAUUCGUUUUGCAGAUGCGUAUGAUGAGAUUUAUCAGUUUGGUCUACAAAUAUCGCUUCAUCCACUGAAGUUUACCGGAUUGGGCUUAUUUUAUUUUGGAUAUACGUUUAUCCGUUCGUUUGCUGUCUGGGUUUUUACUAUUGUUCUUCUACUGGUGCAAGUGGACACUUUUGUAGUAAACACAUUUUCUAAAAUAAAUGUGGAAAUGUGUUUUCAAUAA
Molecule: messenger RNA, 879 nt
Organism: Pseudomyrmex gracilis
Lineage: Eukaryota; Metazoa; Arthropoda; Insecta; Hymenoptera; Formicidae
Exons: 6
Coding region: 1-879 (292 amino acids)
Biological process (GO): sensory perception of taste
Cellular component (GO): neuronal cell body; membrane; axon
Source: RefSeq, a predicted model, not a curated record